Hordeum vulgare subsp. vulgare (domesticated barley) is the source of this 1943-nucleotide messenger RNA. RefSeq names its product AP-1 complex subunit gamma-2-like. Gene Ontology annotation, biological process: Golgi to vacuole transport; receptor-mediated endocytosis; intracellular protein transport. Lineage: Eukaryota; Viridiplantae; Streptophyta; Magnoliopsida; Poales; Poaceae. The coding region runs from base 1065 to 1604 and encodes 179 amino acids. The record is from RefSeq and is a predicted model, not a curated record. The transcript has 9 exons. Gene Ontology annotation, cellular component: AP-1 adaptor complex; membrane coat. Gene Ontology annotation, molecular function: clathrin-cargo adaptor activity.
CGCCCUAGUUCUUCCCCUCUGCAGCCGCCCCUGUCGCCGUGCCGUCCAGCCCCUCCUCCGGACCCGCAGCCACCCUACCCUCCCUCCGCAGCCAGGGUGUCCCGGCGUCGCCCUCGCCCUGACUCCCCUCCGGCCGGCCCCGGCGACCGGACGAGGAAGCCCGGCAGCGCCGCCAGCGGAGGGUUCAUUGUCGUCGCCCCUACCCGGAGCAGAGAGCGAAGAGCGAAGAGAGGAGGGACCGCUCGCUCGCUCGUCGCCUCAUCGUUGGUGGUGGUGGCUCCGCCUUCCCUCUCCCUCCGCGUCGCCCAGGUGUUAGCUGAUAAAAUAGAAGGGGAAAGGCGCUACCAUGGGCAUUUCAUCCAAGUGGAUCAAAUCACUUGUUGCGAUAAAAAAGCAUGGAAAAGAUCAGACUGGUGAAAGCAGCAGAGAAGUAAGUCAAAGGGCGGCAUUCGCAGUUUUCUUUCGAGCCAGCUUCCCCCCUUUCCUUUACUCGGCCUCAACGCGCUAGUAGGAAACCAACUGCUCAUUAUCGACCUCGAAAGAUGAACUAUGGGACACAAACAUACUACCAGUUGAUCCCAACAUCUUAUAAGUUGAUAACCACAGCUAGGGAAAUAACCAACUCCUGGAAAAGACAUGAAAUCAAAGCGGUAGCCUCAUUAUCCAGCAACCCCGUAAAAAAGGACAUAUUCUCUAUGGUUGGAUAUUGUGAUGGUGAAUGGUUUGUGUCUAUUUGCUCAUGUUGUUUCCUGCUUGUUCCUUUGUGAGCAUUAAAAAAUAUAUUUCAAUUGGAUUUGACUUGUCCUGUCCAAACGCGAGGUGCUGGCCAACUACCCGGAGGGCACCACCGCGCUGCGGGAGCUCAUCCAGAACACCGAUGACACAGGGGCCUCGCGGGUCCUCCUCUGCCUUGACCGCCGCGCCCACGGCUCCUACUCGCUGCUCGGCCCGGCGCUCGCGCAAUGGCAGGGCCCCGCCCUGCUCGCCCACAAUGACGCCGCCUUCACCGACAACGACUUCGCCAGCAUCUCCCGCAUCGGCGGCAGCAAGAAGGCCUCCUAGGCAUGGAAGACCGGCCGCUUCGGAACUGCAUCGAAGGUAUGGUCCGGAUACAUAGAGAUGUCUCCAAUAGUUCAUAUGCUCCUGAGUAUGAUGUUGCUGGCAUUUUGGAUCCUUUCUUGCAUAUUCGAGUUCUUAAACUUAUGCAUAUCUUGGGUCAAGGCGACGCAGAUUGCAGUGACUAUAUGAAUGACAUUCUUGCUCAGAUAUGUUGCUCUGAACAUACUUAUGACGGCAUUAUAGUAGAUACACAAGCAGUACAGAGGCACAGGGUGUCAAUAUUGGAGUGUGUAAAGGAUGCCGAUGCCCCCAUUCGCAAAAGGGCCCUAGAACUUGUUUAUUUGUUGGUCAAUGAUACUAAUGUAAAGCUACUGACCAAAAAGCUUGUCGACUACUUGAAAGUAGCUAAUCCAGACUUCAAAGAAGAUCUCAGAGCCAAGAUAUGCUCUAUGGCUGAAAAGUUUUCUCAAGAAAAGUUAUGGUAUCUUGAUCAGAUGUUCAAGGUUUUAUCCCUGAGUUGGCAUAUGCUGAAAGAAACACUUUGAGAAGAAGACAAAUUAUACUCUGGUUACUAACACUGACAUUUCGUUGGAAGAGAUUUUGUUCUCGGUGAUUGGGCAUAGUGAUUUUGAUGCAUCGCCUGAUCUCAUUCUCACACAGGAUAUCAAUGGGGUGAAUGCCGGUACUCAACCUAUUGAUGCACAUGGACAUGAUGACUCUCUAGCGUUUAUGGACCAACCAACCUGUAAUCAUGGACCUUGUUGUCUUGUAGACCAUUUGGUGUUUCGAGUGUUUCGAAGCUUGCACUUUGUGCAUGUAGAUACAAACUUGUGUGUUCUGGACCAUCUGAAGUCUCUCAUAGUAACCAAUAGUCCUUAUCUUUU